Messenger RNA from Bombus terrestris (buff-tailed bumblebee), 7000 nucleotides. Its product is annotated as elongation of very long chain fatty acids protein AAEL008004. The record is from RefSeq and is a predicted model, not a curated record. NCBI's taxonomy places the organism in Eukaryota, Metazoa, Arthropoda, Insecta, Hymenoptera, Apidae. Gene Ontology annotation, biological process: sphingolipid biosynthetic process; fatty acid elongation, monounsaturated fatty acid; fatty acid elongation, saturated fatty acid. The coding region runs from base 2009 to 3055 and encodes 348 amino acids. The transcript has 9 exons. Gene Ontology annotation, molecular function: fatty acid elongase activity. Gene Ontology annotation, cellular component: endoplasmic reticulum membrane.
CAAUUGAAAUUAGAUGAGACAGAAACUCUCUCGUAUUAUACUUCAUAUUUACUAUAACUGUAUAUUAUAAUAAUCUGUCAAUUUCGAAGGCCUAUUGACAGCUAUUUUAUUAACAAUUUAUAAUAUCUUUGAUUUUAAGUUCAUUACAUUUACUGGAAUAUUCGCACGAUGUUACGCAAUAGAAUUAUGCUACUGACAUUUUCAUACAAAAACUUGAAUAUCACUGCAUGCAAUGAAAUUUGAUACAUUUAAAAAUACAACGAUAUCAAUUGUUAGAGUAUUAUUAGAUUACGAUGAGGUUCAGAUAGCGAAAAUGUUCAUUACUAUUUUGUAUAUGAAAAUUACACACGUGAAAUGAAAUUCAAAAUUAAAAAACAAAUUUAGCAAUUAGUACGAUGCCACGGUAGGUUACAUUAAUUACAAAUCUUUUCAUGUUUUAUAUUACUAAACGAAUAAUAUGUGCAAUAAACAGAUUCUACACUAUUUUAAUUUUCGUCGGGUUAAGUUUAUAAAUUUGAAUUUGAAAAUAAUAUCGAUUUUGAUAUCGAUCUAACGUCGAGUUAUCGAUCUAUCUAUAUAUGUACCAUAAUUGAACAGAACACGAAUUAUGUAUGUCAUUGCGGCGUCGCUGGAAAGAGUGCAUCAAUGAAAAGAUUGUAUAGAAUUACUUCAUCGUAUGUGUGUUUAUUAAACGUAAUUUCGUAUCUAAUCUUUAAUUCAGUUUAUAUUUUCUGUACAUUUGACACUUGAUAUAAGUGACAGUUGCUGCACGUUCCGAAUUUCCAUGCAACGCAAAAUGAAUGAAUGGUGGAAUAGUGUUAAGUUUUACCGAAAUUCAAAUUUCGUAGUUAAAAAAUCCGGUUACAAUAAUAACAGAAGCAUUGUAAUUCUACGAUACACGUAAGUAAUUACUGUUCUAACUACCUUAUGAAUGUUAUUCAUACCGAAUGAAAAUUAUUUUUAAGAAAUUUAUGAGUAAAUAUUAUGUUGAUACGGUGACAUACGGCACGCCGCGAAGCCAUCCGAGAAUAUAAUACAAAGAAUCACAAAUCAUAGGCAUAACACAGGUACGUAUCUUGCGAACAAAGAUAUGUAUCAAAGAAGAUGAAUUUUUGAAAGGACAGAAGAUGAUAGUUUUCCUAAGAUAUCUCCCAUAUUUAUUCAGUCGGUAUAGAACAGUUUUUAUAUAAUCGAUCAUUUUCUACGAAAGAAAGCGAUCGUUACCGUAACAAAAACAGCAGCGUGAUUCGCCACGAUGAAAUAUUCGAAAAAAAACUUGUAUUACAAGCAUAAUCGAAUUUUCUAGGAUAAUCACGUAUAUGCUGGUUCACAACAUUUCGCAACGUUAAACAUAAAAUAGAAAUCAAAACAUCGAGAUCGUUAUCAAUCAAUCUUCGUAAUUACGUAAUCACAUAAAAUUUCAAACUUUCUUAUGAUUUCACCGUUCACGAAUCGCCGAGAAUUACGAAUACCGGCGUCGUAAUAAAUCCACCAUGUCGUUGAUACCUUCCAAAGACUUGCAUUAAUACGUUCUUGUUUAUCAUUGUUCAGUCGGAGAAAAAUUUGGGGUUUUGUGGGCUCCCCAGCUGGUAGUUACGGUCCUGUCGGCGGUUCUCAGUGCAACGACGAAACUCAUAGCGCAUUACAGGACGUCAAGGGAAUACGAGAAAGAAGGAGGAAGAAUCGUCGAGCAAGCUCGAGCAUCUCCGUCGAGCCCCGCCCUGUAUAUAUUUUUAACCGGAUCCAUCGAAAGUCUGGCCGGCGUGGCACACUGUUCGUUCGAGCAAGUGAGGUUUCUAUUGACGUGCAGGAAGAAAGAAAAAAGUCAGAAGGACGCAAACGAAAGACAGGACACAUUCGAACGACGCAACAAGUAAAGAAAACUGCAUCUCUUUCGUUCGACCUGCACGCUACUGGAACUCGUGGAUCUGGUUGUGAAAAUCUACGCCCUUGAUUCUAACCCCAGGAAGAUAUCUUAUAAAGGUUCUCUUGGCAAAAAGCAAGAAAAAUGUCGAUUGUAAUGCAGUACGUAGACCGGCUACACGAAAUACUCGACAAAAAUGCAGAUCAGAGAACAACGGACUGGUUCAUGAUGAGUUCACCGUUCCCCACUCUGUUUAUCUGCCUGAGCUAUGUAUACGGAGUAAAAGUUUUGGGUCCAAAGCUAAUGGAGAAUAGGAAGCCCUUUCAGUUGAAGAACGCCCUGAUAAUUUAUAAUCUAUUUCAAAUGGUGUUCUCAGCGUGGCUUUUCUACGAGAGUCUGAUGGGCGGAUGGUGGGACCAAUAUAGUUUCCGUUGCCAGCCUGUGGACUAUAGCAACAAUCCAACCGCGGUGAGGAUAGGAAUGUCCGGAUGGCUGACUGGCGACUAUUCUCUAAGGUGCCAACCCGUAGACUACAGUGAUCGACCCCAAGUACUAAGGAUGGUGCACGCUUGCUGGUGGUAUUACUUCUCCAAAUUUACGGAAUUCAUGGACACGAUCUUCUUCGUACUGAGGAAGAAGAACGAUCACGUGUCGACAUUGCACGUUAUUCACCAUGGUUGCAUGCCAAUGUCAGUGUGGUUUGGCGUUAAAUUUACACCUGGCGGUCAUUCUACUUUCUUCGGACUCUUGAACACGUUCGUUCACAUCGUAAUGUAUACAUACUACUUGUUAGCUGCGAUGGGCCCGAGAUUGCAACCGUAUCUCUGGUGGAAGAAAUACUUGACCGUCUUCCAAAUGAUUCAGUUCAUCGCGGUUAUGAUCCACGCGUUCCAACUGCUCUUCAUCGACUGCAAUUACCCGAAGGCGUUCGUUUGGUGGAUCGGUCUGCACGCGACUAUGUUCUUCUUCCUAUUCAACGAAUUCUACCAGCAAAGUUAUCAACAGAGGAGGAAGCCAGUCGCAAACGGCAUGAAAAAGGAUCAUCAGCAGAACCAUCAAGCCAAUGGCGUGACGAACGGUACAAACAGUAAUUCGUCUGGAAGAAGGGAUGCGGCCGAUUAUUAUGUGAAAGGCGACAGCCUAGCCGCGUCAGAGCUCAAUCUUAGGAAAUCAUACACGACGACCGAGUGACCCGAUCGCGCUACGUCGUAGCCAUCAUCAAUUCAUCUCGUCUUUUUCCAUCGAUUCCUCGAGUCGCAUCCGGGCUUCGCUCUAUCACCCUUCCAGUCCAAUGAUCCUUCGAGACUAAUGGAGACUUGGACAUUGAGUACAAAAUUACUCUGUAUUGCGACUGCGUUAUAGCGUAUAUUUGUGAAAGGAGAUAGAAGGUGAGAAGAAAAGAGUGUGAUACGAAGCAACAUACAAAGGUACUCCCGGAUGUGUUGCGACUCAAUGUCACGGAUCCCUGACCUCGCGACUCAGGUAUUCGUGAUCCUUCUUCGGUUCGCUGUACGUACACCUGCCACGACCGACAAGGUAACUCGUCAUUGAAUCCACUCCCCACCCCCUGCAAAGGAGUAUACGCGGGAAGCAAACGAACGAAGAAGCUGCAUCGCCGUUCAUGUAAUCGUAUCUGACGUAGAAAACUAAUUGCAUCGAUGUCUCAAUAGAAAAAGUUAAGUUAAAAAGUUACAAAAAGUAAUUUUCUUCGCCAUCGCAUUACCAAUCAUGGUAAUUCAUAGCGGUAUUACGAUACGCAACGGUAAUUGUAGAAUAAUUGUUUUUAUUGGCCAUAGUGAAAUUGCAGUGUUUUCGCAACACGCCUUCGAACCCCUAGGUAAAAAAAGCCUCUCACCACUUUAAAUCGGCUGAAAUAACCCGAUUUAAUUGUCCCAUCCUUUUGUGAAAAUGAACAUUGUGAAACAUUUUUUGAUUUACAUACUUUUCAAAUACGUCAGGACGAUAGCUACUUGUGAAAUUUGUUUACUGUCAUCGAUUUGAGCGAGGUUCCAAGAUUAUAUAAAAACAAGAAAUUAUAUAAGAGAGUUAACGGUGAGUCUUGGAUUAAAUUACGUAACAAUGCCACCGACCGUUGCUUUAUUACAUAAUUCAGGAACAUCUCUUUUGCAUUUUACUAGGAUCCCGCGGGUGUUAGAAAAUUCAUACUUCAUUAUUCCAGAAUUUGUGAUCUUAAUUAGGCCGAUCUACAAUACACAAUCUACACACUUUCAUACCAAGUUUCACGAUUACAUAAACGGUACGAAACCUGGGCUUAAAUUCAUGUCCGUAUGCAAGGCGAGUCAACUAACGUUAACCAAAAAUUUCUCUGUUAAUUUUAAUGAUACGAAAAAAUGAUUAAGGAAGAAAAUAUAUCGAUAUAUAACGAAGAAACAUAUAUCGAAAAUAUAUCGUAACGCAAAAAAUUUCUUUCUCAAGAUAACCCAAUAUUUUUUAUGUAAAACAUUUUCUCGUAUUAAUAAAACUAAAAGAAAAAUUUUUCGCUUGUGACGUUAAAUGACUCAUUCUAUAAAGGAUUGAAUAUCAGAAAUAGCAAGUUUCUUAAUAAUACUGAUUUUAAACAUAUUUUAAAUAUUUCUAAUUCUGUGAAUAUUUUCUUUUCAUAACUCAGGCAUAUCCGUUAUAAAUCGAUGUAUAAAAAUUACUUUCAGUCGAACAUGAAUCAUCAAUACCGGCGUAUACAUAUAUUCGAUUUCGAGCGAUACUUCAUCUACGUGGCAGCUGUAGGUACAGUGUAACAUAUUCAGCAUUGUACAUAAAAUACAUCAUCUAUUCAAUAUAUUCGACUCAAAAGCCAUUCAGCUGAAAUUAAAAGGAAAAAACGGGAAAAAAUGUAAGGUAAAGGAAAUAUGUGCGAAGCAAUAAAUCAAGACAGUGUACAAAACUAAUCAUUUAAGAAUAACUACUAAUCAAUGAUGAGAAUGAUUUAAUGGUUUUAUCGACAAUGAAUAACCGAUUUUGUAUAUUUAAGAUUUUUCACUGAUUGGCUUUUAUGCCGACUAUAUUAUAGGCAUCGCGAAGUCGCGCAAAGCUAAGGAAACUCACGUUUUCGAUUACUGAACAUUCAAUUCUUGAAGGGACAAGAGAGCAACUUCAUCCGUGCCUUGCGAGCAAACUGAUGUGCCUUAAUAUCUGGAAUGUUCUGAUAAUUACGCGCAAUGGUCAUUCAAAGCUCAAUAUAAACAGUGAGGUGAUCUAUCGGCGAAAAUUCAUUAACGAAAAGCAAGAGAUCGCGUUUCAUUUUGUAACACGAUCACUGGCGUCAAAGCUGUGAUUACCAAAAUAUUUCGUCGUGUCACUUGUGAUCUAGACAUUAAGGUUUCAACUCAGAACGCGUCGUCAAACGAGCCGAAUUAAUCAAGGGGUUUUUUAUCGUUUUUUUUGUACGUAUAUCAUGAAAUUAUAUAGGGUUAAAUUGUUGAUCAAAUUUUCCAACAUCACAGUUGUUGAAAUUAUUGUUAGAACUAAGAAUAUCUAGAAACGUUUAUAUUUUCUAGCGCAAACAUCAAGUUCCCGAAUUCCGCACAAAUUUAUUCGAAUAUAAUACUUCUAUUUUUCUAAGCGAAUGCUUGUAAUCCAACAGAUUUGUGACGAAGAUCAUUCGUAUAUCCCAUAAACCAAUGUUUUCUAACUAUGAAAUUUUGUAUGCCUCGCGUACUUGCACGAUGCAACAUUCUUAUCGAUACUUGCUCACACUUUCUAAAAGAGAAUCACAAAUGUUUGUAUGCCUGAGAAAUUCUUUGUACAUCUAUCCAUAAAAUUACAGCGACUAAGAUACGAUUCUCGAACUUUGUACCACAGAUAUAAUCAGAUAGUAUAAUGAUACGAUUGGUUUGCACAAAAUGUCCACUUUGUGUUUCGUUCGCUUUGCACAUUUCGUACACUCUGUACAUAGAUAGGAUAGUUUUGUACUGUCGUAAGGAAAGGAAACAAAACUUUUGAAUAACACUUAUUGUGCCACGCGAGAAAGGUCGAAAGUUAAAGAAAACGGCAAAGGAAAAGAAAAGUAAAAGCAGGUAACAUAAAUUAACGUGCGCAUAAUGAUAAUUUAUAUACGAUUCUAUAUCUAGAUAUUACGAAUAAAAAAUUGUUAAAAACAAAGGAAGAAAAAGAAUCUUCAUCGAGACUAAUGAUUAUUUUGUAAUCGCGGCUAUGUACAUAAUACUUGUAGAACAGUUAGAGAAAAAUAACGAACAUGUCUCACAUUUCAUAUUUUUUAAAGAAAGAUUGUUCUUUUUUGCAAAGAUUUUCUUUUGUACAAAAAGACAAUAUACAAAGAUACCAAUUAAUUCUCAUUAGUGAAAACUUUCAAACUUUAUUACAAAUGUUUUGCUAAUGCGAUAAAAAAAAUCACGAAAACCUAUACUAUACCAAAAUUUUCUGAACAAAAAUCUCGAGAAUAAUAUUCGAGUACCUCUUUUAUUAGACAUAUUCUAAUUUGACAAGAAAACUUAUCAAUUCAAAUUUAACACUUGCUCACGCAAUUAAUUUUUCUAGGGAUAAUAAAGAAAAUUGUUUAUUAUUUAUUUACGACCUCAAUUUUGAAUUGAAAAGUUGACGACAGAGAGAAUACAAUGUACGUAAGUAGAUCCAAACGAUUAAUCAGACAUUAAAUAUUAAACGCAAAAACGAUGAACGCAGCAUAUUUAAAACUCGAGUCUAUGCUUUAAAUUGUACAUAAAUGAAAGUAAUCAUUCUAUAUAUACAACGUGAACUUAAUUAUGUACCCUUAUUUCUUAUGCACAGAUAAAAAGAAACUAUAGUAAUCUAAUUAAAUAGCUGAUAUAGUCCUCUAGAUCAGUAAUGCAUGAAGCAACUGAAUAAAAGAAUUGAUACAUUUAUUAUGAUAUUGACAAGAUUAAAAGUUCUUGAAACAUAAAUUGAUUGAAGCAUAUACAAUAUACAGUACAUUGUGUAAACUACCGCAUGAUAGAAAGGAACAAUUCUUUUUCAACAUGCAUUUGCAUAGAUUACUACCUACAAGUAUGUGACGCAUUCAUAAUUUUCUGUCGCUUAGACAAUAGUUCUCAAUUUAUAUGUUACGGUAUUUAAAUGAUUGUUACGCGGACUAUUUGGGAACAAUAAUAUACUAAAUAAAAACAUAACUUACAGCAUCAA